CUAAAUGUCGCCUUAUCAGAGUCCGUACUCCGUAGUCUCUGACUCAGCUGUUGUAUCACCGCUCCCAGUCUCCUGAUGAUACCCCACCAAGACUGCAACCAUGGAAAGCGUGAAUUGACCCACUCACAAGUCCACAACGACCCCAGUACCUCCACCACGAGACGAAGAAUCCUCCUCCGUCCCCGGCGAGCAAAAUGAAGGUGAAAUCUUCUCCGGCGAAGCCAUCUCCGCUGAAAAUCCUUUCGCCAUUCGGGGAAGAAGAGGAGUAUGGAAGUAGAGCAGGAUCCGAUGACAGUCGCGGUUUGGAGUUGCAGAUUGUGGAUCCCACCUCCUCCUUCAUUUCCAAAUCCUUCCAAUUGCCCGAUGGCUGGCUGGUUGAGGAACGGCCCCGCAAAAACUGUCCCUCCAACCCCGGUCAAGUAGACAAGUAUUAUGAGGAGCCUGAAUCUGGAAGGCGGUUUCGUUCCCUCGUAUCUGUUCAGAGGUACCUUGGUGGCCAGACAGAGAAUCCAGUCAAACGAAGAUCAGUGAAUCGUGCAGCGAGAUCUCAUGAUUAUUCUGUUAAACCAUUGAAUCCUCGCGAUUAUGAGAACUCUAUGCAGAUUGUACCACGGUACACAAGCAGUGGAUCAUCAUUCAAUCUACCUGAUGACUGGAUUGUCGAGCAAGUACCCCGUAUCAAUGGUAGAUAUGCUGGUAUUGUCGAUAAGUACUACAUUGAGCCGGGAACUGGUGUUAAAUUUCGUUCUCUGAGAUCUGUUGAGAGAUACCUCACAAGGGUGGGAGGAAGUGAAACAACGUCCAAGAAUUCUGGAUCUCAGAAAGAAAACAAGUCUGAUGAUGAUCAUUCUUGGGAUAUUGUUUUGAAAUGCCUAGUAGAUGGCAAGAGAACUAAAACUAAACGUGAGCCAAAGCCAUCAAAAAGUUCUGGUUCUCAGAAACAAAAAUAUGCUAAAGGGGCAAAAAAUCCAAUGCUUGACUUUGCAAGCCCUCCUACAAAAGUAAAAUGGGUUCUUGGUGGACCAGGUAGAAAUCUGUGGAACCCAUUUAUGGGGGAAUCUGAGGUUCCAGAAAAUAUACAGCAAACAUGGUCUAAGACAUUCAUAUUAUCCAUCGAGGAGAGGUUUUGAUUGACUCUAUAAGGAAGAGUUAGCGGUAAAAAAAUUCACGGAAAAGUACUUCAUGCCAAGUUGGUGUGAGUUUCAUGAGGCUACUCUUAAGUUCUUAGUGUCUCAGAACUCUACAUAUGAUUGCAAAUAAGUUCUGCUGUAAUUCUAAGUAAUUAUUGUAUAAAAGCUAGUAUUUCCUCUACCUGUGGUCACGAUCCGUUGCCUCCAACAUGCAAUCAGCAGCUGUCUCAGCUGAGCAGCUGCAGUUUGCUUCCUGUACAUUGCAUGAACUAUUCAAAAAGAAAAUGAAAAGUCAAGA
Rubroshorea leprosula is the source of this 1428-nucleotide messenger RNA. Lineage: Eukaryota; Viridiplantae; Streptophyta; Magnoliopsida; Malvales; Dipterocarpaceae. The record is from the annotation of a GenBank genome assembly.